Molecule: messenger RNA, 2076 nt
Organism: Aureobasidium pullulans EXF-150
Lineage: Eukaryota; Fungi; Ascomycota; Dothideomycetes; Dothideales; Saccotheciaceae
Exons: 4
Coding region: 1-2076 (691 amino acids)
Biological process (GO): positive regulation of transcription by RNA polymerase II
Cellular component (GO): nucleus
Molecular function (GO): DNA-binding transcription factor activity, RNA polymerase II-specific; zinc ion binding; transcription cis-regulatory region binding
Source: RefSeq, a predicted model, not a curated record
AUGCCGGAUGGUUAUGUCCCAAGGCUAUACCAAUUACCGACCAUCUCACAGGAGAACCUUAACAGCUAUUCAGACAUCGAAGAUCCUAGCCGUGGGUCCAUAUCGCAACAAGGGGGAUCGCGCGGUGGAAAGAGACGAUCCGUCACGGGUGCUGAUCACGUCAAACAUCGAAGAACCAGAAGCGGUUGUUUUACUUGCAGGCAGCGCAGGGUCAAGUGUGACGAAGCUCACCCCACCUGUGAACGAUGUCGCAAGGGCAAACGCGAGUGCCACUACCCUGAAGCUACCACGGGCGCAUCAUCAAAGCCUUCGAAAAACUAUAAGAACAAGGGCUCCGCUGGCGAAGCCUCAAACUCAUCCGGCGACGAGUACGACGUCACCGAGGCCGACAAGCUCCCCUCUAUUCCAGACGACGAAGAAAACGAAGAAGCCACAUCUAGCCUAUGCUCCAAAGACGACCGCAAACUCUCCGAUGCGUCUUCCAACUCGAGGGAUCAAAGCCCCUUAAUCAAAAGUCCUGCAACCACAGACAGUUCAAUCACAUCGGCUCGUCCCACCACACGGCCACAGAUACCCCGCCAAAGCUCGAGAAAGUCUCUCAAGUCCAAGCAACCGCCGAACAGCAAGUGGGCUCAUCUGCCGAAAGAUGUCAAGUUCUAUAUUACCUAUCAUAGGGAAAAGUUGACGCACCAACACUAUGCCAUGAAGUACGACAGUGGAGACUUCCUGAAGACGACCUUCUUGGAGAUUGCUCUGGGAUAUGAGCCUCUCCUCUACGCCAUUACAGCCUUCUCUGCUUACCAUCACACCUUGAUGAAACCAGAUGGCAAGCUCCAAAGCUUCCUUGGCUACUACAACAAAUCGGUCUCAUUGCUACGUCAAUCGUUGGAAAGGAGUCCGCGGCAUACUGUAGCUACGUUACUCACCAUCCUGCAGCUUGCCACAUUCGAGGAGUUCCUGGGAGACUGGGUAAACCUCAUGGGCCACCAACGGGCUGCUUACGAGAUUCUGACCGAACUCUUCACACCACAAACAAUCAUGCAAAGCGAAACACACCGUAAGAUCAUCUCUUGGUACAUCCGGUUCGACCUCUUUGCAGGAUUCAUGCACGGCUACGGAAUGGUACUGUCUCGCGAUUGGCAUGUGGCUUGCAUGGAAUUUUAUGUUCGACAGGCGAGAGACAAGCCUCGUGACUUAGGAUCCGUGUUUGAAGAGAAGUUUGCACGAUCAAGGCUAUUGGCAACAGACAUUUCUUUGUUGUUCGCGAGAGGCAAAAAGGAAGGACCGAGCAUGGAGCUCAUUACCGAGAUGGGUAAACUGAAUGCGCAGCUAGAAGGCUAUGCUCACGACCUCGAAAACGCCUUCAAAGACACACGAACGUAUGUGAAGGAGUUUCCCAACGCACCAAAGGGAGACUGGGACGAUGUGGUCAACUCUACAGACCCCGAAUUCCUGUUGGCCGGAGAACUAUUCACCUGGAACUUCAUCCUCAUCGACUUUUGGGCCAUCCACCUCCUUUUCAAGUCACAAGUUGCACAGUUUGAUCCCACAGUGGGUGGAGAAGAAGUAGUGGCCACGGCAUUCAAGGUGUGCAAAAUGUUCGAGGCGCUACAGUACUGCGGCGAGGACUCGACAGCCAUGAUUCUAGGCGCGCAGGCAAGUUUGGGAAUGGCUGCCGCAUGCAUGCCAAAGGACCAGCGACACACAAUGUGGUGCCGCAACAAGUACGCUCUAAUCGAGCAAUGCGGUUACAUUUACCCUGCCGCUCUACGACAGCGUAUGACUGGCGUCUGGGGCGUCGAUGUCAUGCGUUGGUGGCUUCCCAAUGACGAAGGUUACUUCCCCAUCCUUCAAGCCGUUCGCGAAUUCAUCGAUUAUCGCGCCAGAGUGCCGCAGGAUAAUGUGCAAUCCGAUUUGCGCGACAUGAAGGGUCUGUUCAGUGCUCUGCAACUCGACGAUACGGAUUCGAAGAAGGGCACAGGUAGCCAAGGGGGCACAGAUUCAUCUGACCCCUUCGACUUUGACGCUCAGGGGAGCAUGCCUUGGGAGAGCAGCCCUGAGAUGAAUUGGCCCUAG